UACAACAAAGUGGCCAAUCUCUUUGACAAUCUGGGCUUAGAAUUAUGCUUCUCUAAGACCAUUCAACCCAUCUUUGCUUCCAACCGAAUGGUCCAAUCGAUUAGCUGUUGGAAUGGAUCCGCUCUCGUGCCUACGUCUUCAAGGAGACCCAAAAGUCGCCAAGGUUAUCUAACAUCAAUCGCUGAUCCCACUCUUCGUCAGAAGGAUACAGAAAUGAAGAAAGCGGUGAAUACAUUACAGCAUGUAGCUAGAGCGAUCAUUAGUGACCCUGAGGCAAUUCCGCUCAUGGAUCCUCUUGCCGUCGUUCUCAAAGUUGGGAAAAAUGAAAUGCCUGUAAAUUCAGAUGAAGAAGCUCUACGAAGUUAUCUCUUCACUUCUGAUGGUUCGGGUCAAUCACCGAUAGCUUGGGGUGGCCAGGCCUCUCCACCUCCUAUUUCAAUGGGGGGUCUAGGCGGGGGGUUCGUCCUGGACACAGAGGGUGGUGGUGGUGACGAGCUCGGAAGCGGAUACCCUGGACAUGGAGACGUAUCAGGUCUCUAUGGAAAUCCCUUUGGGGCUUCAGGCGCUCCCACUACGUAUGCUCCUUUUCCCACGCACCCAGUGACACCUGUUUAUCGUGAGACGAAUGGUUUUAAUGGAAAUGGCGUGGCGGAUGAUGAAGACUUUCAGCAGCUAGUUGAAAACUCCGGGUAUGAACCUACAGAUGUAUAUUCAUUUAAUACUGACUUGCCAAAAGAGGUAACACCACCAGGAUGGCUUGAUCAGUUUCCAAAUCCAACAGUCAAUCCCUGGGACACAGAGGGCUCCGGCGAUGAGCCUCCAUCUAUUGAUCAUAGAACAGGCUCUUGGAAGGAUGACCACCGAGUAAAACCUCCCACAGAGGAGCAGCAGCCCCCAGUUAUAUCUGGAGGCAGCGACUCUGUCGGUGUGGGUCUGGUUGUGGGAGAGGUGGGGAAAUUGGACAUUCCCGAUCAGAUAUGGGUACCUGAGUCUGGUGAAGUAGAGCAACAUUAUCCUGGACCGAUCAAUCCGCGCGCCACUACUACCUCUGUAUCAGCGACGCUUUUGCCCUCUCUACUCCUUAUAACUAUCUCUUUUGUCCUCCUGCUUUCGUAUAAACUUGAACAUAUUAAUCCCAAAAAUAAAAGAGACUUCAAUGAGCCACCAAUGAUGCGGGUCGAAAUUUAUGAUCCUGUUAAUGAACAGAUAUUAUCACGGGAUUAUUCCGAGGCUGGUAAUAUACAUUUCACAAGUGAAAUGAGUGGUGUUCACAAGAUAUGUGUCACGCCUACCUCCCAAAUUGCCAAUAACAAGAAGAGUAGAAUGAAAAUAUAUCUUGACAUCCAAAGUGUUGGAGCAGACAACUACACCGUAAUCGGUUUGUCAGAAAAAUACACAAGCGUCCAGCUAGAACUUAGAAAAGCUCUGGAUAGCCUUGAUUUAAUCGCAAGAUGGCACGCCUACAUGGUAAUGGUUCUUGAGAACGAAGUGAAACGUGAGGAACGAUUUCGUAAAACCACCAAUUCUAUCAGUUGGAAGAUCUUCGGUGUAGGAAUUCUCCAAAUCCUUAUGCUCGUUGGCCUGGGCUACUGGCAAACCCGAUCGCUCAAAAACUACUUCAUUGCCAAAAAACUCGUGUGA
Molecule: messenger RNA, 1641 nt
Organism: Rodentolepis nana
Lineage: Eukaryota; Metazoa; Platyhelminthes; Cestoda; Cyclophyllidea; Hymenolepididae
Source: the annotation of a GenBank genome assembly